This is a messenger RNA of Dendroctonus ponderosae (mountain pine beetle), 2664 nucleotides long. Its product is annotated as E3 ubiquitin-protein ligase LRSAM1. The record is from RefSeq and is a predicted model, not a curated record. NCBI's taxonomy places the organism in Eukaryota, Metazoa, Arthropoda, Insecta, Coleoptera, Curculionidae. The coding region runs from base 227 to 2380 and encodes 717 amino acids. The transcript has 14 exons. Gene Ontology annotation, molecular function: protein binding.
UUGUCGUUCUGUUGACAUGUUAAUAAUAAAACCAAACAAAAAAUUUAUAAUAUUUUCCGCUAAUCAAGAGCAUUAAAUGCAUUAGAUUUUCACUCAAUUAAUUCGCCAAGUGACGUGGAAAUCGGUUGUGAGUUCGGAAGUUAUUAGCUGCGAGCAAUGGAGGUUUGCGGCCUAAAACAGCAGCCCAGCCCUGAAAGUUAUUAACAAAAUCACGCACUUGCAUUAGAUGACUAUACAAAAGUACAGUGUGGGCAUGGCAAUGCCAUUUUUCAACUGCUACACGGUUUGCGACAUGUUUCGAAGGAAGAAAGUGGACAAGAAAAGGCUGGAGCACAAAUUGUACUUGGCCAGAGAAUCCCCAGAGCCAGUCUUUGACUUAUCGCAUUGCGAUUUGGUAGAAGUCCCCACUGGAAUUUACUCCCUUUGUAAAGUUUUCCUCAAAAGAUCACUUCUGCUUCAACAUAAUUCGCUUUCCUCACUGUCUGGCGGAGGCGAGCUGAACUCUCUAGGCCAUUUGAUCAUCUUGGAUAUUUCAAACAAUGAUAUUUCAACGCUCCCAAGCGAGAUUUCUGCAUUGAAAAGCUUAGAGGAACUCUACGCAAAUAGCAAUAAACUCAACGGGCUCCCCGACUCAAUUUGUUCGUUAGAAAACUUGAAAAGUCUUAGUCUAAGUGAAAAUAAACUCCGGAACCUGCCUGAAGAGAUGGGCAAGUUGGCAAAAUUGCAAAAGUUGUAUUUAACAGGCAAUCCAAACUUGAGGCAUUUGCCGAAGACUAUUUGCAAGGCUAGAAGGCUGGUUCUCAUUGAGUUGACUACCGGAAAUUUUCUCUAUCCUCCCUGUGCGGUUGCGGAAGCAGGAACAGAAGCAAUUAAGAAAUUUAUCAGUGACGACGUUGGCGCCGAAUAUAUUCCUCCCAACCAGAUGGGAGAUGAGAGCAGUGAGAUGAUAAACAAGCCCAAUUUAGAAGGCGAAAACGACACACUCUACAAUUUGGUAUUAAAAGGCAGAAUUCUGGAUCUAGAAACUGAGAAGUUGAAGCGGAUGGAAAAACUGAAAUCCAUCCAGGAAAACAAUGACUUGCUCCUAAAGCAGGAGUUUGAGAUGGCGACUGUGCAUAAAGCCAAUAAGCAGCAGUUGUUAGCCUCAAUAAGUCGCCAGCAAUCCAAGCUAGAUUUCAAACUGAGCCAAAUUCAGCAGGAACGCGAGACUGACAAAUUUAGACUGAUCGAGCAGCUGCAGGAAGUUGAAAACAACGCCGAUAUCGCCAUAAAGAACCUCCUGAGCAUCAGCAAGGAGCCAGCAGCGCAGCUUCUAGAGCAGGAAAGGGAGGAGGAAGAAAAGUUGCUGGCUGCUCUUAACAGGGAGCACGAUACGAUAUCAAAAAGCCAUGUUCUGGCAGCAAUGCAGGAUAUCUUGAAGCAGGAGACGGAUAUGUUUAGCAAACUAGACAAGAACCGAAUAGAAAUGUCGCGAAGUAUUUUAGAGCAAGAGUUGGAUUCAGGCUCGAAGCUAGCCGAUAUUUUCCGAAACCAAGACUUGCAGAAAUCGAACUGGGUGGCCAAGUUAAUGGAGGAUAACGAUCUACAAAAAGCGGCCGUUAGCACGCUUUUGGAAAGAGGCGACGCCAGAAGCUGGGGCUUGUUACAGCAAGUACGACUGGUUGAAUCGCAGUUAGGGGCCUUAACCAACAUAGAGCUGGACAGGAAGAAAUUGCGAAUGGACGAACAUAUCAACGAUUUAGCUGAGAAGAGGUUGAAUCUUUCGCGACUGCUAACGGAUUUAUUGGCCCAACAGAAGGAAAGAAGGGCCCAACUGUUAUCAACGCUUCAAAUAAUGGAAGAGCACAGCGCGGAAGAUUCCGAAGAUUUCUGGUUGAGGCAAUAUCAGCGCCUGCUGGAAAAGUUGCCUGAAGGCCUGUCGCAGGCCCAGAGAAACAUUGAUCCGAAACUGGCUGAAAUGCUACUAGCCAAUGGGGUUUUGCACUGUUUGCCAUUUUUAGCCAAACUCACUCAGUGCCAAUCCAACACCAAGAGCAUAACGGAGCAGCAUCUACUAGAAGCAGGAGUGAAAAUUCCCGCUGACCGACUGAAGAUUCUAGAUGCGUUGCAGCUCUACUCCAAAGAGCAUAUUUCGUGCGAACACGCGCCAUCGGCUCCAGUUCUUCAAGACGAAGCAUCGGCGCCUCCAAACCCACCAGCUGAUAUUAAAGCCAUAGUCACUUUGGAGUGCGUUGUUUGCUUGGAUUGCCGGUGCGAUGUGAUUUUUGUGCCUUGUGGCCACUUGUGCUGCUGCUCUGAAUGCUCGGCAUCAGUGGGACAGUGUCCUCUAUGCAGGGCGGGAAUUGAACGGAAAAUCACCAUGCUGCAAGCGAAUCUUUAAAUAUUUACUGCAAUUCGAGCACAAGACUUUUAAUGGUUUUCUACAUAUUUUCUAUUCACCCUAAACUAAGGUUCCAGUCCCGCAACUGCAAUAUUACGUCGGAAAAACAACCGCCUCAGUAACAAUCAAUUGGAUUUUAUCGACUUGCUAAUCGGAGCACUUUUCCUAACUACCAGUUGAAUGCCUAAUCACAUUUAGAAUAGCCACGUUUUAAAGCGACGUUUACGUUAUUGUUGUUAUCGCAUUUACUGUUGAAACUGAAAUAAAAAAAAUCGAGAAUUUAA